Gongylonema pulchrum is the source of this 570-nucleotide messenger RNA. NCBI's taxonomy places the organism in Eukaryota, Metazoa, Nematoda, Chromadorea, Rhabditida, Gongylonematidae. The record is from the annotation of a GenBank genome assembly.
AUGAAAACAACAACACUCUCUGUACCCGAGGAGGCACCUCUCUUUCAGGAACUGCUGCAGCUGAGUAAGCUGUUCUACUUACUCUGUCGAGUACACGUAAACAGUAUCCAAAUUUUACAGUGCAAAAAAUCAACAGUUCGCAGAAGUAAUAUAUUCAGGGAGCUGGGAGCUCCAAGUCGCUAUCGUCGUAACUUCUCUCAUCCAAAACGAGCGUCCGAUUGCGAAUGCCUCAAGCAGCCACUGCUUACUCAAUCGAAUGAUGCGGAAAUGUUUUUGAAAGAUACCGACAAGUCGAAUUCAGGAUGCACCUCUGCUGAUCACAAAUACAGAAACAGUAUUUUCAUGGAACAGGUUGCCGCUGAACAGAUUCUUCCUAGGCUAAAAAGCGCCCGGCCACAAAUGCUUGAGGAAUUCGAGGAACGUUUUCGUGUGAUACUCAAACGAGUUUAUCGCAGCUUGCAACAGCACGAAAUUCGUGAGGAAGUAAUUUAUUCCAUGAUAAUAGACGAGAGACGGCGCAUUCAGUGGCAGUGGCAGCAACUUGCAACCGUCGUGGAUCGUCUUCUGCUU